Molecule: messenger RNA, 843 nt
Organism: Eimeria acervulina
Lineage: Eukaryota; Apicomplexa; Conoidasida; Eucoccidiorida; Eimeriidae
Exons: 6
Coding region: 1-843 (280 amino acids)
Biological process (GO): tRNA wobble uridine modification
Cellular component (GO): cytoplasm; nucleus
Molecular function (GO): S-adenosylmethionine-dependent methyltransferase activity; tRNA binding
Source: RefSeq, a predicted model, not a curated record
AUGGUAUAUGCUGGCGUCCCCUCCCUCCCCGUCGCGUUGGGCGCACAAGGGCCCUUUCAGGAGCAGCAGCAGCAAGACCCACUGCAAGGACAAGACCAGGAGCAGCUGCUGAAAAUGCAGCAGGAGAAGCGUGAGCGACGCCGACAGAAGCAGCAGCGGCGGCGUCAGCAGCAGCAACAGGGCUUUUGCCGCCCUGAAUCGGUCUCUGUACCCCCAGAGCUACUGGGCAUCGCAUUGGAGAGGCAACAUGUCGACUCCAUCUACGCGAAAAUCGCCCCCCACUUCAGCCACACAAGGUUUUGGAGCUCACGUGAGGCCUGCAGGACCCAUUUGAUACGUGUGCGUGAAUCAUCAGAAGUCGCUGACGGAGUCAUUUGCAUUGCUGUCCUUCACCACUUGACCACUGAAGCGAGAAGGCAACAAGCUUUGAGGGAACUGGCACGCAUAACGCGCCCUGGCGGCCGCAUCCUGAUAUAUGUGUGGGCUCAGGAACACGAGGCGGGUAGCGUCGGAGAGCGCAAAUUCCCUAGCCAAGAUGUAUUGGUGCCCUGGGUGUAUCAAAAGCACUACGAUCAGGCUCGUGAGUUACGCAAGACAGGCGGCAGCGCUGCAGCAGCAGCUUCUGAGGGACCUGCGGCAGCUUCUGGCUCGCCGGCGUCAGCGUCUGUUGCGAGGGAGGAGACAUUCUAUCGGUACUACAGAGUUUUUAGCCGAGAGGACCUGCUGGGGCUAUGCGCUGAAGAAAAACGAGUGAAGGUUCUCGACUGCUACAACGACACUAACAACUGGGCGAGGGCCUGUAGAACGGGCCAACUGACUGUACCCCGCAGCGAAGGGAGCUGA